Molecule: messenger RNA, 1212 nt
Organism: Eutrema salsugineum
Lineage: Eukaryota; Viridiplantae; Streptophyta; Magnoliopsida; Brassicales; Brassicaceae
Product: U-box domain-containing protein 51
Exons: 4
Coding region: 1-1212 (403 amino acids)
Source: RefSeq, a predicted model, not a curated record
AUGGAGAGAAAUGAAAUAAGGGAAGGGCCUAUAGCUAUUGCAGUCGACAGAGACAAAACAAGCUGCCAAGCUCUUAAAUGGGCUGUGGAACAUUAUAUACCUCGAGGCGGAACAGUAAAACUUGUUCAUGUCAUCCAAAAAUCUGCUGUAAAUGCAAAUGCACCUUCUACUGAUGAUGAAUUGUCUGAAAGACAACACAGUGAUAAACGAAACACUCAGUUUCUUCCAAUGCGUUGUCUUUGUAUGCGACGAAAUAUACAAAGCGAAGUCGUUUUGCUUGAAGAUCAGGAUGUGGCCAAGGCAUUGAUCGAAUUUAUUAGCCAGAACUGUAUUUCUACAUUCUUGCUAGGUGCCUCGUUGAAGAAGAGCAUUACAAGGCUAUUCAAGGUUGAUGAGAUUCCAAGUAAUGUGAUGAGAUGGGCUCCAGACUUCUGCAGCGUCUUAGUCAUAUCAAAAGGAAGACUAUCAACUGUACGGUCAGCCACUCGGCCUUUACCUCAAGCAUUGCCAUCUCCUUCUUCAGGGACUGCACCAUUGUCACCACUCAGCAACACCGAUGAGGCUCCCUCUGAGAUGUCAUUAUCAAGAGAGGACGACGUUUUCUUUGAGGAGUUAUCAUCCUUUGACACAGAUUCUACCGUGAACAUUAGUGACAGGAUCAGUACAGAUAGUUCGGUUCUCUCUUUCUAUGAGAAACUUGGGGCUCCACACAUGUUGGAGAUUCCUAGAUUCUCUGGUCUGGAUGAUGAGAAGUCCAAGAUUUCGAUCUCUCUAAACAGUCCUUCCGAUGAAAAGAGCUGUACAUUAGCUGCCGCACUACCACCAAUGGAUGAGGCCGAGGCUGAGAAGAGAAGGCUGAAGAAAGAGCUGACUGAGACAAUGGACAUGUACCACGCUGCCUGCAAAGAAGCUCUUAUGGCAAAAGAGAAAGCAAUAGAGCUCGAGAUAUGGAAAAAGAAAGCAGAGCAAAGGCUUCAGAUGGCUGAAGAAACAGCAACAAUGGCCAUCAUGGAGAUGGAGAAGAUAGAACUGGAGGUACAGCGGAGAGUGGAGGCAGAGAUGAAGGUUGUGAGAGGGAGAGGGAGUAGUACUGAUGACAGAAACAUGGUUUUGGAUGCUCUUGCAGAGUCUCAUAACGUGGUUAAACAUGAGAGCUUGCUCAACAUUUUAGUUGUACUUUUCUUGUUCUAUAUUUAUUUCACACUCAGAUAG